AAGUCAAGUUUCCCGUGCAACCAUCGCAACGAAGUAAAAACCGUUUUAACCCAUAUGGCGAAACGAUUGCCGCAGUCCUGCAUUGAUCCCAUGGCCGCGUCCACCCGAUCGCCGUCCUUUGAUGGCGCAGGACGACUGAGUGCAGCGGAAGCACUUCGAUUGUCCUCGUCCGACGACAUGAACCCACCCAUGAAGCCCAACGAUGCGACGGCUUCGUCGCUUCUGUCUGUCGGGGCAGACUGCUUCAAGGUUGUCGUGGACACCGGUGUAUCCGAAGUGGCCAUGUUGCAACACUUGUACGGCACGAUGGACUAUUACGGUCACACGGUCACUGUCAAGAUUAUCACGGGCGCGACCCUCGUCGUUCUUUACCUAUAUGUAAGCGGCACGUCCGUGAUCAACCUAGAAGCGUACGACCCUGUGGUGGUGGAUCAUGCCAUUGCCGCCAUCGCGCUGUCCGGGCCCGUCGGGUACGCGCUCCUUCUCAACAUGUAUUACUCGGACGUGGAAACUCCCGUGGGCCUCACGCUUCUCACCCUGCGCAUCUCGUGCUGCUGCAUCAUCGGCGCUGCCUUGACCGUUUUCCUCGCCGAGUGCUUCACGAGGCGACUAGUCAUCUCCCUUGUGCUCAUGGGUUAUGGUGCGUGGGGUAUCGGGUAUGCUUGGUCCGUGCCGCUCUGGCGAUGGUACAUGUACGAAGUCCGCCGCCACGGCCUCGUUGCGUUUUUGCCUGCCGGGCUCCAGGACACCCUGCUUCGCAUGACCCUGCUGGAAUGGCUCACCGACACGACGUUUGCUGACAAGAUGCGCGACUACUUUCCAUUCUUCCUGCCGCUGGACAACUCGGAGCAGCAGCGAGUGGUGCACAGCCUUCCGACGGACACCCAGACCAUGAUGAAGAAGCCGGGGCUUGUACAUUUGCUGCCGUCGACCCUGCAGGAAGUGCUUCUGCCAUCUCCGGAAUACUUUUCGGACUCGACCGAUGUCGUGACGUCAAUGCCUCCGUUGCCGGCAACGCCGUCGUUAUCUCGGAUCGGCGAGGACUCCAGAACAGCAUCCACCUCCGCUGUACGUGCUGACGUGUGAAAACGCAGAACUCUUCGCUUGAUCCAUCCACUUUUGCACCUGUAGACCCAAGCCACGGCAUCCAUGGUCGGAUUUGACUUUCACCGGAUCGAGCCGUCGUCGGGUAGUGCCACGUCGUCGUCCUCGAAUGUGUUAACUGCGAUUCUCCAAGACAAGAUUUCGAGGUAGCAUUUCAUCAUACGCGCUGUGGCUUGGAUUGACAUUGUGGUCCGCAGUACGGUGGUGUCGCUCGUCCACAUGCCGUCUCCCUCUGUGCUGAAUCGAACAGCGGCAAUCUCGAGCUUUCUCUUUGCCUUGCAGUUGACUCAAUCGUCGAAAGCACGCGUUCACUUUGUCCUCCUCCUUCGUGUCGUGUGCCUCGCCGUUCUCGGCACCGUUGCGACCACUGCAGUGUCGUUGCGAGUGAUCCAGGUCCUGACGGCAAUGCCGUCGUCUCGAAAGUACCUGGCACUUGUCCAAGAGCUGUGGAUGCGGAGGCAGAAUGGGCAGCGUCGUCUCACAGACGGUGGUGCGGCUAAGACUACUGCCGCGCUUGUCACGGCCACCAAGUAUGGCGCCGCCGCGAUGGCUGCGGCGUGGGUUUUGAAAAACCUACGAAAAUGACCCGACAUUUAAAAAUGCUUUUUAAAUAUUUUGAUUUUGGUUGAUGACUGC
Messenger RNA from Aphanomyces invadans, 1740 nucleotides. RefSeq lists its product as hypothetical. Lineage: Eukaryota; Oomycota; Saprolegniomycetes; Saprolegniales; Verrucalvaceae. The record is from RefSeq and is a predicted model, not a curated record. The transcript has 2 exons. Bases 55 to 1086 code for a protein of 343 amino acids.